GAAUUUUCUGAAGAGAAAGAUCAAGAAGACAUGAGUGAAUCCGACACUGAGAUGUUUAACUACGCCUCAUGGCCAAAGUCAGACAACGUAGGAGAUCAAAUCAAUCAAGAAGGCGAUCAGAAACAAUCAGAGAAGGGAAAUGAGCAGGAGGAGAAUAUGAAGAGUUCAUGUGUGGAGACAUUAGCAGAGAAUGAUGAAGAUGAUGUAGGGAAGAGUAAAGUGGGCGAUCUGGAGGAAACAGCUAGUGAGGGAGUCAUCUGUCCACCACCUUCACCAGCCAGAAUGAAAGCUGUGCUGACAACCCCAACCUUCUCCUUAAAUAACAGUCCCUACUGCUCACCUGAACAACCCGACAUCUCCGAAUCCAAAUCACCUGCUUUUGUUUUCUCUGCGAUUUCUGCUCCGAACACUCCAAGACUGGGCUGUGAUUUUGGCAUGGGCUCAACAGAAGAGGCCUCACCAUUUAUAUUUACAAGCUCCUACUUCAGCGACAAGAAGUCACCAGGAUCUGGACCAAAGUUCUCAGGUUUCUUGUUCGAUGAAGGCGAGAGUCGACAGGAAGAGUUUUCAUUUUCAUUCAGCAGUGAUAACCCACAGCAGAGCUCCUCAACACAGCCGACUACAGGACCUGAUGAUUCAUUUCCAUUCACAUUCAGCUUUGGAAAAUUAUAACCACGUAACUAUAAAUCUCUCUUCGUUAGAAAUCAUUUGAUUUAUCUGUUAGACUUAAUGUGUGUGUGUUAAUGAUUCUGGUAGUUUGUUGGUAGAGUUUGUUUGUGUCAGGAAUCAUUUAUAAUAACUUACUUACAUAGGUUAUAAUAACUUAAAUAAUAACUUAUUUACAGUGUUACAGAGAUAACUAAAGAGCAACAUUUGGUUAUUAAAUGUUUGUAUAUCUAGUACUGCUAAUACAGAAAGCUUUCAAAAACACGUUUGUUUAAAUAUACCUUUUAUUAUAUGUUUUAUUAUAUGUACUGUAUAUUUAUUGUACAGUAAAUAACACCAAAUACUUUUUUAUUGACAUUCAGCUCUAUCAUUACAUUCAUUUAACAUCUAUACUUUUAUUAGAGAUUUGUAAACAGAAAUACCAUUUCUAAAAUAUAAACAGCUGUGAAUAAUGUUUACAGUAUUAAGGCAACAAAACAACAAUUUUAUAUUUUA
This is a messenger RNA of Paramisgurnus dabryanus, 1161 nucleotides long. Lineage: Eukaryota; Metazoa; Chordata; Actinopteri; Cypriniformes; Cobitidae. The record is from RefSeq and is a predicted model, not a curated record.